AUGUUGAGCGAUUCAUCGGGCGGCUUGGAUGCGGACACCGAAGAACAAGACUUCCGCAAAGUCUUUUCACCUGAAGAACUGUUGAAACGCCGUCAAGCCACCGUUUUGCUCUACACACACAGCGUUCGGCACCUACAGGCGGAAGACUACGUCAUUACCCUUGGAAAUGGUAGCGUUAGUGAGCAAGGCACAUUUGACGCACUGAUAGCUGGUGAUGGCUACGUCCACCGUCUGGGGUUGAAUGGCUUGUCCGAAAGCGAGACAACGUCUGAGGAAUUGAUCAUCGAAAACAAUGUACAAGAAUAUUUGUCGCCAGUGGAUAAGAUAAAACGGGCCAAGCUUGCCGUUGCCCCCAAUUUGGAUGCGUCCCGGCAAGUUGGAGAUGGCACUGUCUACAAGCAGUACAUGAAGAGCAUGGGAUGGCUGCUCGCAGGGUCUGCAGUUUUCUUUGCUUUUCUCAGGGGCUUCUUCUUACAUUUCUCCACCAUCUGGCUCACGUACUGGGUCGAGGACGCACAAUCGCAACGCCCAAAACACCAUUCCGCUUACUGGGCCGGAAUAUUCGCGCUGUUUCAGAUCGGUGUCUUGAUCUCGCUCUUCCUACUUGGCGCUCCCAUUUGGAUUGUCUCUAUCAAACGCGCUGGCGCAAACCUACACAUGGAUAUCUUGAAUACGCUGAUCACCCAAGUUGUCGGGCAAAUGGCUGUUAUGCUGACGGUGUCUCCCUACUUGGCCAUCACUUUACCCUUCCUCGCCGCCCUGCUGUACGUGCUACAAAAGUUUUACCUGCGCACUUCAAGGCAACUUCGAUUGCUCGAUCUGGAAGCCAAGAGCCCACUAUACACGCACUUUCUUGAUACUGUUAGAGGCAUCACAACUUUGCGGGCAUUCGGCUUUGUCCGCGAAGAUAUCCAAAAGAAUGCCUGUUUUCUCACCUCGAGCCAGCGACCUUCGUAUCUCCUUCUCAUGAUACAGGAAUGGCUGAAUGUCGUACUCGAUGUGGUAGUCAUGCUGUUGGCAGUAGGGUUGACAACGGUUGCCGUGCGCUUCCAUUCCAACUCUGCUCUCACUGGUGCUGCUCUAUACAGUCUUUUGAGCUUUGGAGAGAACCUCGCUGGUAUUGUUCUGUUUUGGACUAAGCUUGAAAGCUCGCUUGGCGCGAUUGCCAGACUUAAGAUAUUCAACGAGACGACCAAGCCUGAAGACACAGAUGGAGAGGACAUUGACGUACCCGAACAGUGGCCUCAGCGCAGCGUGGUGGAAUUAAAGGGCGUUUCGGAAAAAUAUGCCGCCAAAGAUCAGGACGACGGGAAAACGAGCCUUACUCUCCCCGAUAUUCAGCUAAUUAUUGGCUCUGGAGAAAAGAUUGCUAUUUGUGGUCGUACUGGCAGCGGCAAAUCCAGCCUCGUUGCUCUACUUCUCAAGCUCCUCGAUCCAAUAUCCACCACGACGGAGAAUAUUACAAUUGAUGACCUGCCGCUUCAUCGGCUGAACCGAUCCGUGCUACGCCAAUGUAUCAUUGCAGUUCCUCAAGAAUCCGUCUUCUUGCCCGAUGGGUCUACGGUUCAGAACAACCUUGACAUUGCCGAGGAGGCCACCCCCGAGGAGUGCAAGGCCGUUCUUGAAUCCAUCGGCUUAUGGGACUUUGUCAAGGAACGAGGCGGCUUGGCCACAAGGAUGAAUGUCUCGAGAUUUAGCGCUGGACAGCGGCAGCUGCUCUCGUUUGGCCGAGCCCUUCUCAGGCGCUCCGUUCGAGAGCGCAAGUUUGGGGCCACUGGGCAACUGGGCGGCAUCCUCAUUCUGGACGAACUGAGCUCAAGCGUGGAUCAAGAGACGGAACGCAUCAUUCAGGGCAAUAUUAGAACUGAGUUCAGAGACUACACGGUGAUUAUGGUUAGCCAUCGAUUGGAUAUGGUUAUGGACUUUGACAGGGUGGUGGUUAUGGAUACCGGCGCGAUUGUGGAGGUGGGCAAGCCAGCCGUGUUGGUGCAACAGGCUGGAACCAGGUUUGGUGAUCUGGUAAGAGCAGGAAACAAGUAG
This is a messenger RNA of Penicillium roqueforti, 2040 nucleotides long. RefSeq lists its product as uncharacterized. Bases 1 to 2040 code for a protein of 679 amino acids. The record is from RefSeq and is a predicted model, not a curated record. Gene Ontology annotation, molecular function: ABC-type transporter activity; ATP hydrolysis activity; ATP binding. Gene Ontology annotation, biological process: transmembrane transport. Gene Ontology annotation, cellular component: membrane. NCBI's taxonomy places the organism in Eukaryota, Fungi, Ascomycota, Eurotiomycetes, Eurotiales, Aspergillaceae. The transcript is spliced from 7 exons.